This is a messenger RNA of Lactuca saligna, 1810 nucleotides long. NCBI's taxonomy places the organism in Eukaryota, Viridiplantae, Streptophyta, Magnoliopsida, Asterales, Asteraceae. The record is from the annotation of a GenBank genome assembly.
GGUAAAAAGGCACAAAAGGCGGCUUAAAAAAGCAAUUCGGAAUGAAACCCGAGUGACGGGAUGAGAUUCUUCCCUCUAAUAAAGACUUGACCGCAGACUCUUAUUCCACACUUUUAUCAUAUAAAACUUUUAGUAUCAGAGCAUCACAAACACAAGGUGACCCAAGAACAGAAAAGCGUUCUAAUGGCGGAUUACAAAAAUGUUUCAAAAUUGAACUCUAUUGAUCUUUCCUCCCCCCAUAUCCCUACCUCCGUAUCUUUACUCAAACAGGCUUGCAUAGAUUCCGGUUUCUUCUACGUAACAAAUCAUGGAAUCAGUGAGGAAUUUCUGGAUGAAGUUUUUGCGGAAAGCAAGAAGUUCUUCGAGCUUCCAUUAGAGGAGAAAAUGAAGCUUCUUAGGAAUGAGAAACACCGAGGCUACACUCCUGUUCUUGACGAACUCCUUGAUCCCGCCAAUCAACUCCAUGGUGAUCACAAGGAAGGAUUUUAUAUUGGCAUCGAGCUUCCUGAAGAUGACCCUGAAGCCCAAAGAACAUUUUAUGGGCCAAAUUUAUGGCCUGAUUCAGAUAUCUUGCCUGGAUGGAGACAAACUAUGGAAAAGUAUCACCAACAGGCUUUGGAAGUAGUUAAAAAAAUUGCAAGGCUCAUUGCCCUUUCACUUGAUUUAGAUGCCGAUUUUUUUGAAAAACCAGAAAUGCUUGGAAAACCGAUUGCAGUCUUACGCUUGCUGCAUUAUGGAGGUCAAGUAUCUGAUCCUUCGAAGGGAAUUUAUGGAGCUGGUGCACAUUCUGAUUAUGGUUUGAUUACUCUCUUGGCAACCGAUAGUGUUUCUGGACUCCAAAUAUGCAAGGACAAAGACGCGGAGCCUCGGGUGUGGGAAUCUGUUGAACCGUUAAAAGGAGCUUUUGUGGUAAAUCUUGGUGAUAUGUUGGAACGAUGGAGCAAUUGUAUUUUCAGGUCAACAUUGCAUCGGGUGUUAGGCAAUGGUCAAGAGCGAUAUUCUAUUCCAUACUUUGUGGAGCCAAGUCAUGAUUGUGUUGUUGAAUGCCUGCCUACCUGCCAUUCAAAACAAAACCCUCCCAAGUUUCCUCCAAUCAAAUGUGAAACCUACCUUCUUCAACGAUAUCAGGACACUCAUGCUGAUCUUAGUACAUAUAACAAACCCUAAUUUUGACUGCUUCUAGUGCUAAUCAAUGGGUUUGCUCUUGAUUUGAUGUUCUACAUUAUGGAAUACAAGUUUCAGCAUGUAGAAAUUAACCAAGUUGUUGUGUCAUUACUCAUUGCUUAUGAGAAAGGGUUAUAGUAAUAAAUUCUACAAUAAACAAGGGAAAAGGUGAAAUCAAAUCCAUAUGAGAAAAGCUCAACUUUCAUUACAUGAUGUAUGGGCACUAUUACAAGAUAUAGUUACUUAACAUAUAUACGCAAUGAUGAUGAUUGGAUUUUUGUUGUUCUUUUUUGUUGUAUUGAUGAGCUGGUUGUUGAAACAUGUGAUUUUAAUUGGGCCUUAGUACUUUGUUUUUGGCGACUUUGAGUGGUUUUCAUCUUACUUUAGUAUUUUUUUUAUUUGUAGUGUUAGUAUACACAUUUGUAAUCAUGUCGUUUGGGUUUCUCUCUGUGUUCACGUAGCUAAAUCCUAUCAAAAGAAUGUUAUCGUAACAGACAACUUUAAGGAGGUAAUUGAAGAGUGCAAACAACUCCCUCUUUAGAUAGCACCAAGUGUGGACCAUAAUAUUUAGUGGCUAAAUUUUUGACUAAUUUUAUGUUAUGCUCCACGGAAGUUUGUCUAUAUGGCUGCGAUUUUUAAAUAGACC